CAGAAAAUGAAUGUGAUUAUUAUGGUAGGGUUGUCAAAGACGGAUUUUUUUUAGUUAUUAGUGAAAUGUGCUUCCUUAAAUAGUUUUAAACAUUUUAUUUACAAACUGUUACAUUUAUUGUGCUUGGUGAUUAUAUAUACCUACAAUUGCAAGAAAAUACUUCAAGAUGUGUCCCAUAUCAGGAUUGGUCCAAUUUUUAAUAGUUGUAGUUACAUUAUUAUUAAUGUGCCAUGCAGUGGUUGUAAAACCAUAUAAAAUUCAAUUUGAACAAAAAAACAUAACUUUGCACAUGUAUGAUACAGCAAAUAUAAAAUACAAUAUAUUAGAUGGUGAUCCUAAUAAUCUCCAAGAACUUCAAAUAUUCUCGACAGACAAUAAUAUAGCUGAAGUCAAAUAUUUAUAUAUUCCACUAAACAAUUCAGAAAAAGUAGGCACGUUUAAUUUAACCGGAAACUUUUUGGGUAAAACCUUGAUAAAAUGUAAGCUUCCAAACAGUGAUGAAUUAUGUGAACAGUUUGAAGUUAUUGUGGUUAGAAAAAAACGGUUAAUAGACACUAUUUUUACGGCUUCAGUUGCCACUUUAGUCAGUAUAAUCUACAUCAAUUUUGGCUGUGCUUUAAAUUGGGGGGAGCUGAGAAAGAAUCUUAAAAGACCCAUAGGACCUGUGAUAGGAUUUAUAGGACAGUUUCUUAUAAUGCCACUACUUAGUUUUGGUUUGGGAAAAGUACUAUUUCCAGAGAGUCCUGAAAUGCAAUUGGGAAUGUUUUUUACGGGCGUCUCGCCGGCAGGUGGCGCUUCGAACGUGUGGACUGUCAUCCUGGAAGGUAACAUGGAUUUAUCAAUUACCAUGACAACGAUUAGUACUUUUGCGGCUUUCGGAAUGAUGCCCCUAUGGAUUUUCACGCUAGGAAAAAUGAUAUUCGACAAGGGAAACCUUUCGGUGCCAUACUGGCAGAUAUCAGAAUACGCCUUUGCCUUGGUAGUGCCGCUGGCGAUUGGAUAUUUGAUACAAAGAUACCUUAAAAAAGUGUCGACUUUCAUGGCAAGGAUAUUGAAAUGCUUUUCAUCAAUUUUAAUUUUAUUUAUAAUCAUUUUCGCUAUUGUGGCGAAUCUGUAUUUGUUUAAACUAUUUUCUUGGCAGAUAAUUGUAGCUGGUAUGGGACUUCCUUACCUUGGCUAUACUUUUGCAUUUAUAUUAGCAAAACUGCUCAAACAGCCAGCACCAGAUUGUUUGGCAAUUGCAAUAGAAACCGGGAUUCAAAAUACAGGAAUCGCGAUAUUUUUGCUCAGAUUUUCCUUGCCUCAACCGGAGGGUGAUCUCACAACAAUUGCUCCAGUAGCUGUGGCAGUAAUGACACCUUUCCCCCUUUUAUUUAUGUACAUAUACAAAAAACUUAGUGCCAGAUAUUCAAAGAAAAAGUUAUCACUACAUGAUGAUUGUCAAUCGAAAUUAGCUUUAGACAAUAAUUGCAACAAUGAUAUCCCAGUUUGCAAAUUAUCAGUUGUUUCUUGAAAAUCGUUAAGGUAUCUUAGUAAGUCCCUAUUCAUACAUUUUGUUGAUUUGUGAUUCAGGGAUUCUUAAAUUGUGAUUGAAAUAAUUUAUUGUUUUACUUAAAAAAGGUAUUAUUUUAUACAAAUACAAACAAAAUUUUUUAUUAUAUGUUUUGUUGGUAAAGGGUUGUAAAUGUUUUAAAAUAUAUGUCAAGUUUAUAUAA
Messenger RNA from Brassicogethes aeneus, 1715 nucleotides. Lineage: Eukaryota; Metazoa; Arthropoda; Insecta; Coleoptera; Nitidulidae. The record is from the annotation of a GenBank genome assembly.